CUUAUUUCCACUGCAGACACAGCAAAUUCUCACAUCAGUGGUUUCCCUAGGAACCCUCCGAUAUUCAAAGUCUGCUUCAGCUGAGUUGUGAAAAAGGGAGUAGAUCAGCUCAAGCAAACUAUUCUUCUUGACACUUUCCUCGUGGAGGAGACAGACUGAAGGCAGAUUGACAUGAAAGCGAGGCAGCAGUGACAACUCUCACGUUUAGUUCACUCGGUUUCCUUACAAACUUGAAACUCAGUGGUCAUGGUCUCUCACAGAUCCACCAAGGGAGCAUCCAAAGCCCGACGGGACCACAUCAACCAUGAAAUCAGGAAUAUGCGAGCUCUGUUGCCCAUCACUGAGUCGGACCGAGAGCGUCUCUCCUACCUGCACUCCAUGGCAGCCAUCUGCACCUACAUCAGGAAGUCUAUUCUUCUGCAGGGAAUUUCAGCUGGGGAGAGACCACACUGUUCUCUGCCAUACCAGGCCUUUCUUCAAGCUCUGCAUGGUUUCAUCUUGGUCACCACUACCCAGGGGAGGCUGGUCUAUGUGUCUGAAAAUGUAGCUGAAUAUCUUGGUCUGUCCAUGAUCGAUGUUCUUCAAGGAGAUUCUUUCUAUGAUGUGGUGGAACACUCUGACAUCGAUACUGUGAAAUCAAACCUGGCCAUCGAAAACAACUCAUCCUCAGAGAGGAGCUUUAUAUGUUGUAUGCAAACCUCCAAGGCCUUCAAGCUGCAACACGGCAGCUGUUGCUCGAUGCUGGUGAGAGGCAGAGUCCAGUUCUUCCCUGAGCCUUGUCCGUCCUCCCCAGCAGCGUCUCUCACCCCACAGCCACUCUUUGUGGCGCUGUGCACCCCCACAGUGAACCGCCUCAGGAGCUGUGACUCCCACUUCUGCCACAGCUUCACCAGCAUCCACAGACUUGAUAUGACCUUCACUCAGCUGUCAGACAGCGUUUCGUACUAUCUGGGGUAUUCGGCGUCUGAAAUGACGGGUCGAUCGUGGUACGGCCUCAUUCACCCUGAUGACCUUUCAUCGAGUGCAGAUUCUCACAGAAGUUUAAUGGACACAGAUGAAGAUUUCCAGGUACAGAUGGUGCUGAGACUCCAGUGUGAGGAUCUGUCAUGGACUUGGCUUUACAUCCAAGCUAACAAGGACCUGCAGGGCAUUAGCUGCAUGAACUACAUCAUCAGUGAAACAGAGGCCAGAUUUCUGCAGAAGCAAGUUGGCAGUGACGCCUUCAGGCCAUCGUCCCUGGCAGACACCUGUAAUGCUGCAGGUCAACAGGACCCCCAAACUCAGACCUACAAUAACAACAAAUGUUUUAAAAGGCAAAGGACGCCAGAGAGCCCGAGCGAGGAGCCAGGUCCCAGAAGGAGGAGGGAGUCAGAGUAUGAAUCGUGUAUCUACUCCCAAGACGAGCACUCACCUGUUCCUUCAGGUGAAAGCCCUGCUCUCUUCACUCUUCCUUACAGCCCGGACUCCUCCAGCUCCCCUCUGCAGCAGGAGGAGCUCAGCCAUGACCUCCUGAGGGAUAUGCAUGAAUUCAAAGAUCAGCUGCUCUCCUCCCCUGAGGCCUCACCUUCCUACUACUCCUACACAGACGCCGUGUUUACCUAUCCCCAAACAAACCCCAUCUCCCCCUCUGCAGCUCCUGAGCACACGUUUGACCAGGGAUCCUUUAAUGCUCACAGUUCCCACUCUCCAUUCGCCUCAACGUCCCCUACCUAUGGUUUCCAGCCUUGCACAUCUGAUACUCAAUUAGUUCCAGACUGCCUGUCUGCAUCCAGCAUGUGUGAGACCGCGGUGGACCGUGCACUGCAUCAAGAUGAUUUCAGCCUCCUAGAGCAGCCAGAGGGGGGCAGCCUCGGCCAAGAGCAUCACGUGCCCCAACAUCUGCCGCCUCUACUUUCCGGUCUUCUUACCCCCAACCAGUCUCCGCCAUCCACAGAGUCUAAUCACUACAAUGAGAUGGAGCAGGCAGAGAUCAGUAUUCUGGCAGCACAGAUCUCCUCCCUGACGAGGAGCUUUGACAUGUAUCACAACCAGAACGACUGGCCUCAUCAGUCUCCUCUGAAUGCUGACCCGUCUCCUCAGUGUGAGCUGGUCCUUGAUGACUGUGUGUUUGACAGCAUCCUAAAAGACCUGGACAUGGUGGCGAGGAAAAGCGCGGUGGUGUCGUGCAGCUUGUGUCAGCAGACUUCAGCGUGUAGAUGUGGGCUCCACCAUUUGGAGCAGGAGCUCCUUCACGCGGCCAACGCAGAGCACGCGCUGUCCACAGAGCAGCUCGCUGACAUGGAUCCCUUCAGUUUGCAGAUGGGACACCGUGACCAAAACACUGGGUUGCAUCAACUCAACCACUACAUGCAGAGCAACCUUCAGCUAGAUGGACUUGCUAAAGAAAACCUGUGCUGAAAUAAGUCUGUGACUUACUGUUCAACCAGAUGUAUGACAUAUUGUCAGAACGAUGUUCCUUCGCCGGACUCAAAGAAGAACAUUUCAAAAGACGUCUUUGUUUCCCCCAAAGUACUUGUUUUUGAAUGCAGGAAAGAAAACAAGUAGAUUGUGUUCUCUAGAAGGCUUUAGCUUUGCCUUUGUUCCUCUACACUGCUGUCAACGAUGCUUAAUGUCUUACUGAAAAGGGUACUUUUUCUGACAUGCUUAAAUGAAGGUGUAUAUUCUUUUCUAAUACGAAAACCACAGAAACCACAGUUUACCAUUGAGCACUUUAUCAUGAUUUGCCACUAGAACUCUAUAAACGAGACGUGCUGUUUGAAGCAAUAUUGCAUAGAUUUCAAAGCGAGUGGAUGAGCUCCAACACUUGGAAGAGUUCUUAUAACAAAGUACUUGUUAAAGGUGCCUUAAAAACAAAUGUUCCUUUUUGUAAAUCAGCUCAUGUUUUUCUAGGUGAUCUCAGUCCUUAAGAGCUGUUAUGAAUAAUAAUAAUAAAAGAAAAUAACACCAGCCAGCCAGCGAGCUAUGAGAUAAUAUUGAGUGUGUGUUCAACUACCUCCUCCACUACAGUGGUACAAUGAAGUACAUUCCAUAUCUGGAUUUCAGGAAUUAAUUGUAUUCAUUGAAAUAAAAUGAAACUUACUUCUUUCCUGAUAUUAGA
Messenger RNA from Solea solea (common sole), 3097 nucleotides. RefSeq names its product neuronal PAS domain protein 4 like (gene npas4l). Gene Ontology annotation, biological process: regulation of transcription by RNA polymerase II. Lineage: Eukaryota; Metazoa; Chordata; Actinopteri; Pleuronectiformes; Soleidae. The record is from RefSeq and is a predicted model, not a curated record. The coding region runs from base 247 to 2397 and encodes 716 amino acids. Gene Ontology annotation, molecular function: DNA-binding transcription factor activity, RNA polymerase II-specific; RNA polymerase II transcription regulatory region sequence-specific DNA binding; protein dimerization activity. The transcript has 8 exons.